AUGGCUCGAGGAUCAAAAAGUUUGAAGAUUAUGGAGCUACUAGAAGCUCAUACUUCUUCACAUCAUGAAUCAACUGGGCAAGAAAAUGAUGCUAGUACACAAGAAAAACAGUCCCGACAUAGAGGAAAGACAGUAAUGGCAAAUGUCUGGACAUCAAUGGAAAAAUUUAUAAUUAAAGUAGAUAAAUAUGGAGUCCCCUGCACCAAAGAUCGUUGCCACACUAAGUUCUUUCCUUGGUGUGCUUGCAAAGAAUGGCGCAGUAUGUCUCAAUUAACAUUCCUAAUUGGAGACAUGAAGAUUUUUACUCCAUACAAAGCGAAAUGUCUAAAACUCCUAAUGACAAAAUUUGAUUUUCCUCAUACACAAGAGACGGUUACAUGGAUUUUGCAAAAUCUAAACAAGAGAUGGCGAGAUUGGAAAGGUGACUUGAAGGCCGAAUUUUACAUUCCAAAAGAAAAAGAACGAGUUUUAGUGGAGCCACCUUCAACUGUUCUUGAAGAACAAUGGCCCGGCCUUGUUCGGCAGUGGUAUAACCCAAGAAAUGAGGAACUUGCUGAAAUAAAUAAAAGAAAUGCAAAAAAACAAAACAAUGCACAUACAUGUGGUCGUAAAAGUUUUGCACGAAUUAGGAAAGAAAUAGAAAAUGAAACUGGGAAAGAGCCGGAUCGUCUUACAAUGUGGGAUGCAACUCAUAAAAAGAAAGAUGGUAGCUAUGUAAAUGAAGAAUUUAGAAAGAAAUUGGAAGCAGCACAUGAUCUCCAAGUUAGUUACACAAGCUCAAGUGCAAAUUUUUGA
Messenger RNA from Dioscorea cayenensis subsp. rotundata (Guinea yam), 795 nucleotides. RefSeq lists its product as uncharacterized. The transcript has 5 exons. The record is from RefSeq and is a predicted model, not a curated record. Lineage: Eukaryota; Viridiplantae; Streptophyta; Magnoliopsida; Dioscoreales; Dioscoreaceae. Bases 1 to 795 code for a protein of 264 amino acids.